CCGCGCGAGCGGGUGUCGCCAGUCGCCUGGAACGUGUCACAGUCGCGCCGCGAGUGUAUCCGCGCGGGCCAGAGCGCGUUAUGGACGUUGCAUGAGCGGGCGCGAGUGCGACCGCUGGAGCCGACGGGCACGCCGGCCGUGGAGCGCUCGCCGUGGGCCCCGGGCGGCGCGGGCAUGCGCUUCGAGGGCGCGGAACGGCGCGACGCCGUUGCCUUCCAUCCGCUGCUGGCGCCGCGCCCGAGCGACUUCUCGGUGUCUGCCCUGCUGACGGCAGGGGCACUGCCGCCGCCACCAUAUCUUCCCGCGGCACUGGCCGCCGCCGCCGCGCUGUCCGGACCUUGUCCGCUGCUCAAGCCGCCGCCGCCGCCAUACGCACCGCUGCCUCCCGACGACGACGGCGUCGUCGACGACCCCAAAGUGACCCUCGAAGGCAAGGACCUCUGGGAGAAGUUUCACAAGCUCGGCACCGAAAUGGUGAUCACCAAAAGUGGCAGACAAAUGUUUCCACAAAUGAAGUUUCGAGUAUCCGGAUUGGAUGCGAAAGCAAAAUAUAUUUUAUUACUGGACAUCGUUGCCGCAGACGACUACCGAUAUAAGUUUCACAACAGUCGGUGGAUGGUUGCCGGGAAAGCGGACCCAGAAAUGCCAAAAAGGAUGUACAUACACCCAGAUUCGCCCUCAACGGGGGAGCAAUGGAUGCAGAAGGUCGUCUCCUUUCACAAAUUGAAGUUGACGAAUAACAUCAGCGACAAGCACGGUUUCGAGCUCAUCUAUAGCCAAAGUCAACGGAUGUUAUCCAAGUUGCUGUGGCCCAAUCCGUCACCUAGUGCGCCCAGAGACCCACACUCAGAUCAUUUGUGUGUUACGCAGACAAUCCUCAACUCAAUGCACAAGUACCAGCCCCGGUUUCACCUAGUGAGGGCCAACGACAUCUUGAAGCUGCCUUACUCCACCUUCAGGACCUAUGUCUUCAAGGAGACUGAGUUCAUCGCGGUCACCGCCUAUCAGAACGAAAAGAUAACACAACUGAAGAUCGACAAUAACCCUUUCGCAAAAGGGUUUAGAGACACUGGUGCGGGGAAAAGAGAAAAGAAUUUGUCUGUGUACCGCAGGCAAGCGUUGUUGACGGCGCGGUCGGACCCCAGAGACGAUGACGAUGAGCGGCCACUGGACGUUGGAGGACCCUCCAGUCCGCCCCCUCCUGCACCUACCACGCAGCAUUCUACCAGCUCAUGGUUCACAUCGAGCGGCGGUGGUGGUGAUUCAGGCCCAGAAGAAGCCGGUUCCGACUCCUCAUGUUCAGGAGGGCCACGAGCGCAGUCUCCUCCACCAGGACCGUCUCGGCCCUCCCCUGCUCCUGACGUCUCCCUCGGUCCACCGAUCCAACCUCCCCUUUUACCAUAUCUAUACCCUCCUUCGUUAUAUCCCCCACCGUUCUUCCCGCCGCAUCAAAUGCCGCCAGGUCUUUUGUUCAACCUUCACCCUCUCCUGCAGCAGUACUCUUUACCGCCUCCCCCCGCUCCUAAUCCCGCGCCGUCCCUGAGCAAAACGCACAGGUUCGCCCCCUACGCUUUACCGGGUCUGGGAUCAGCGUUCGAGCAAGUAGCGCCCCGAGCGAGGAGUUUGUCUUCAUCGCCCGCGCGGCCGCGAGUGGGGUCGCCCCCAGCGCGAGCGGCGUCUGCUGAUCCCCCACCGGAUGCCCCCACGUCCACGACGACCCCUAACACGCCCCCGGCGUCUGACCUUAAGAGCAUCGAGCGUAUGGUGAACGGCCUGGAUGUGGAGACUCAGGACUGACUCGCGACCAAGUCGUGACUGUGUACAUAGAGUGUAUUUAUAUGAUCCCCCAUGGGAUGUCGUUUUGUAUCGUUCCUAUUUUGUUUUUCUGUCGAGCUCUUAUCGGGUCGAUCGAAUGAUGUAAAUAGUUAAGCUUAUACAAUAGCUGGUUUAUUGUGGCUGUAUACACGAUGCUGAGGAACUUUCUUGGAAACAUUCAAAUAUUUACAAACAUUUAUUUCCCUACAGAAUAAAGAAACGGAUUUCUAUUUUAACUUGAUCCCAUUACUUCUUUACCAUUGUGUAUCAACAAGCAUCAUAUUUUUAUUCUCAUCACCGUGUAUACUGCCUGUGAAAGGUCUUAGAUGCUAUGUUCGUCGAUGGACAGUCACGCCUGUACCUUACCCGCAGACCAUCACCUGGAUAAUCAGUCAUAGCUUAGGUUUGCAAUGAAUACAAAGUGUCACUAUUAACAAGUUUUAAAACUUUAUUUUUAACGUAACGUAGCUGGUUCAUAUUAUGUUUUUCAAUCUAACAUUAAAAAAAGUCAUUAAUUACGCACUGAUGUCGUAUCUGUUAGUCUUCUGAACUUCUUUGCAAGAAAUCUCAUUUAUUAGUAGUUAAAAAGAAGAAGUAAGAGUUCUACUUGUCCUACUUCUUGUUCUUUUAUAGUACGGUUGCAGUAUGGGACAUUUUAAUUUAUAUUCAUUGUACUAAUAGCGUAAGUAAGAUGUGUGCCGUGACGUCUUCGAACCGUAGUUGAUCACAUAGAUACAGAAAAUAGUUUUCACUGCAAUAGUUAGUUAAGAAAUAUUUCACGAAAAGACAUCGACAUCUUUUAUUUUGUUUCUCUUUGUAAUUUUAUUUUAUGUUUUAAUCACAUUCAGAUUUUGUUAAAACAAUAUGAAAAUAUUUUAUUGAAUACAUAGUGUUAUUGUAAAGAUGUCGAGGGAUCUUUUCGCUUCGAUUAAUUUCCCCAAGUAGUUUAAAAUCGCUUUAUCGUGUAAAUACAAUUGUAAGCUAUAUUUACGUGUUUAUUAUUAGACAUAUUUUGAAAAUAUGUUUUAUCAAUUGUGCUGUGAGUGGAGUGCGUUUAGUUGGGAACGAAAAAUAUUAUAUUUUUCAUGAAGUUUAUGGUCUGAUUCUAUGGAGCUAUUUAAAAAAUCAUCGUCGUUUUCAAAGUUCAAAUGUGAAAUGUUAGUGUGUUAAUCGAAAAACAUGUAUUUUGUUUUACUGUUGUUAGAAUAAAAAAAUAUUUUGACUUAAGCAUUGACUACAGUCAUUACAUCUGUUUGAACAAAAGGUUUAAUAGUUGAGACAAAAUUUUAUUAUUGAGUGUUUUUUCUCGUCUAUUUUCUUGGCCAUACUGAUGUCAAUCUUUAGUACAAACGAACAAUUUCUUGAAUCAUAUGUUUAAACGCUUCCAAAAUAACCAUUCAGCUCCAUAGCUUCUCAUCGUCACUUCAUAUAUCUCUAAAAGACAAAAGUAUUAAAACGCAUUAGAUUUUAUAUAAAGAAAUUGAAAUUUCUAAAUUUUUUUAGAACAAUUGAACGCACCUUUAAACGAUUGAUGAAUCUAACUGUAAGUUAAAUUUUGUAAUAUAUAGUUGAUAAAUUUGUAGUUAAAAACAAAAUAUAUUAUAAAUGAAUAUAAUUUUCCAAGGAAUUCAUUAAUUAAGAGCAAUUGCAACUCAAAUAGAAUCGUUUGAUUUUACUAACAGUGAUUUGACUCGUAAUAAGAAUUGCCAUUUUUCUACAGAAUGUUUUAAAAUUGCUUGACGGAAAUAACAAGAGACUGUAUUCGACAGCUGUAUGAACUAUUCAUCAUUAAAAUAUAUAGAUAAAUCUAUUGACA
Pieris brassicae (large cabbage white) is the source of this 3631-nucleotide messenger RNA. RefSeq names its product optomotor-blind protein (gene bi). The record is from RefSeq and is a predicted model, not a curated record. NCBI's taxonomy places the organism in Eukaryota, Metazoa, Arthropoda, Insecta, Lepidoptera, Pieridae. The coding region runs from base 175 to 1797 and encodes 540 amino acids. The transcript has 8 exons. Gene Ontology annotation, biological process: regulation of transcription by RNA polymerase II; positive regulation of DNA-templated transcription; cell fate specification. Gene Ontology annotation, molecular function: DNA-binding transcription factor activity, RNA polymerase II-specific; RNA polymerase II cis-regulatory region sequence-specific DNA binding. Gene Ontology annotation, cellular component: nucleus.